GGGUGGGGGGAGCAGGGUUUCCUCUAGCUCCAAAAAAUGCGCCCACCCCGACAUUACCAAUACAGUCACGCGGGUUGCGGAAGGCUGUCAGACUGUCGGCCUCUCUCUCGACGCCUUUAUGAUCGCCAGGACCACGACUCUUUUUCUCCUGAGGGAAAGAAUGAGGCCCUCUCUCCCUGAGCCAGAGGUAACUGGGCGACGCUCGGGCUGCAGAGAACAGAUGACGGAAACCUAACUGGCCAAUGAGAGUGCGCCUUGGCCUGACGUCUGGCGAAAGGACCCAAUCAUUACCUUGGAAUAGGUGGAAAGCUCGGGCGCCUGUGUGCGUUUACAGUGGGGGUGUGGCCCGGCCGGGAUUUAGCCAGACUGCGCGGCCGGACGCCGGCGCCAUGGAGGAGUACGCUCGGGAGCCUUGCCCAUGGCGAAUUGUGGAUGAUUGCGGUGGAGCCUUCACUAUGGGUGUUAUCGGCGGUGGAGUCUUCCAGGCCAUUAAGGGCUUCCGCAAUGCCCCUGUCGGAAUCCGGCACCGAUUGAGAGGCAGCGUCAACGCUGUGAGGAUCCGAGCCCCUCAGAUUGGAGGUAGCUUCGCGGUGUGGGGAGGCCUGUUCUCCACCAUCGACUGCGGUCUGGUGCGCCUGCGGGGCAAGGAGGAUCCCUGGAACUCCAUCACCAGUGGAGCAUUGACCGGUGCUGUGCUGGCCGCCCGCAGUGGCCCACUGGCCAUGGUGGGCUCGGCAAUGAUGGGGGGCAUCCUUUUGGCCCUUAUUGAGGGUGUUGGCAUCCUCCUCACUCGUUACACCGCCCAGCAGUUCCGCAAUGCACCCCCAUUCCUGGAGGACCCCAGCCAGCUGCCCCCUAAGGAGGGUACCCCGGCCCCAGGCUACCCCAGCUAUCAGCAGUACCACUGAGGAAGUGACCGCCUAUCACCGCCACCGUGGGAGCUCCUCCUCGGUUCCCUCCCCGAUGAUCUACCUCCAAGGGAGGGCUGGCUCCCAGUUGGCCUGGGACCCUCGAGAGAGGGCCUCUACUCUGUUCCCUUAUCCCAGGUUGGGGUUGGGGCACCCCAGCUGCCCUGAUGGAUGGGUUUCUUCUCUCUCAGGGCACCCCAGCCCACACUCACAUGUAACAAGCUCUCACCCUAGUCCUUUCGCGUGGCGCCCCGAUGAGUAUUUAAAGCCAGUUUUGAAAUGCC
Messenger RNA from Sus scrofa (pig), 1192 nucleotides. It is a transcript of the gene TIMM17B, whose product is annotated as translocase of inner mitochondrial membrane 17B. The record is from RefSeq and is a predicted model, not a curated record. Gene Ontology annotation, cellular component: TIM23 mitochondrial import inner membrane translocase complex. Gene Ontology annotation, biological process: protein import into mitochondrial matrix. Lineage: Eukaryota; Metazoa; Chordata; Mammalia; Artiodactyla; Suidae. Gene Ontology annotation, molecular function: transmembrane protein transporter activity.